Rotaria socialis is the source of this 1350-nucleotide messenger RNA. NCBI's taxonomy places the organism in Eukaryota, Metazoa, Rotifera, Eurotatoria, Philodinida, Philodinidae. The record is from the annotation of a GenBank genome assembly.
AUGUCAAAUUUUACAACAGUUAAACUAUAUAUUUAUGAUAUUUCAUACGGGCUAGCCAGUUCACUUGGUUCAACUUUACUCGGCAAACAAAUCGAUGGUGUUUGGCAUACAGGUGUUGGAGUAUAUGGCAGAGAAUAUUUAUUUGGCUCGAGUGGUGUUUCUUAUACAGCACCAGAAGAAAUUCAUCGACAAGGACUAGCACCAAAACCAAAAUCAGUUGAUCUUGGUCAAACGAAAAAGACUCUAGCUGAAAUUCACACAUGGGUUUUACAAAAGGGUACAACGAAUUUUCGUGGUCACCAAUAUGACUUGCUCGAUUGGAAUUGUAAUAAUUUCAGUGAUGAAUUUACAAAAUAUCUUCUUAAUAGUACAACAUCUCUUAUACCCGAAGAAAUUCUUGAAUUACCAAGAUUUGUAAAAACAACACCAUUAGGACGAAUGCUUUUAUCAUUUCUCAAUAAAGAUCCAAUAUCAGCAGCUCAACAAACAGGAAAUAAUAAUAAUUUUGUCGAUUCGCCCAUGCAUAUAAUACAAACUGAAACAGCGAGUAGUACAAAAUUUGAUAAUAUUCCUACGCGACAUUGUAUUUUACCCGUCAUGGAUAAAAUGAAACCGCGAGUCAAUCUUAUUGAACAGAAGUGUAAUCGAACAUUGACUCCAGCAGAAAAAGAGCAAUUGAAUGACAUACAUCAAUUAUUUCGACCUGAUGCCACAUAUUCACCGAUGCUAACUCGAGAACAUUUGACGCUUUUGAUUUCUCUUAUGGUUAAUUCAAUUGAAGAUGAAUCAACUCAAAUAAUGAUGUUAGAAAUUCUUCAGUUACUAUCGGAAUAUGAAUAUGUUAUUAAAAUUCUCAGUGAAAUUAAAGGACAAGAAUCCCCUAUGGGAUUAUUAAAAGGACUUAAUGAUCAACCCGAACAAAUACAAGUAGAAUUUUUACGUUGGUUUUCUUCCAUUGCUGCCACAUCAAAUGGGCGUACAAUGUUAAUUGAUUUGCAAGAUGAUAUUGCACCAGUUUUUACUGAAUCUAUUAAUAAUGACUCAUCCACGAAUAAAGUGAAAUAUGAAAUUAUCGUGGUUUUACAUAAUCUUCUAUGUAUCAAUACUGAUAUUCGACUUAGCUUUAUGAAUUCCAUUUCUAUUGGAUCAGCAAUGGUUCAAUAUAUGAGCACACCGGUUAACUCUAACGAAGCCGAUACAUUCCUAGCAGUUUUUAUUGCAUUGGCCGAUGCGGAAAAAGAUAUUUAUGGUAUUGCAAAAGCAAUGGAAUUCGAUCCAGAUUUUUAUUCAUCGAUUGUUGCUUGUCAGCCGUUAAUCAAAAAAAUUCAAGCCAAUUAUCAAGCUGUAUAA